UGUGCUAAAAUACGCCUGUCGCGUCGGAUCUAUCCCUCUGCGCUAACCUCCACGAGGUGCUUAUAGCACACCUCUCCGGCGCCAAUUUUUUUUCCCAUCUAACCUCGCGAAAGAUAUGUCUCAGCUUUUCUUCUUUCUGUGAAUCCUAAAUUUGAAGAAUACAACGAUUUGCUGAUUUCAAUUUCGUCACUCAGGCCAGGUUGCGAAGUGUGGAAUGGCAUCUGUGUCCACUCAGCCCCAGUUCCGCUACACCCAACCCCCUUCUAAGGUACUCCAUUUGAGAAACCUGCCAUGGGAGUGCAUAGAGGAGGAAUUGAUCGAACUGGGAAAGCCAUUCGGUAAAGUUGUCAACACAAAGUGUAAUGUUGGAGCGAACCGAAAUCAAGCUUUUAUUGAAUUUGCAGAAUUAAAUCAAGCUAUUGCAAUGAUAUCAUAUUAUGCUUCAUCCUCGGACCCAGCUCAGGUACGAGGGAAAACCGUCUACUUACAAUAUUCCAACAGGCAAGAAAUAGUAAACAGCAAAACUACUGCAGAUGUAGCUGGAAAUGUAUUGCUGGUAACAAUUGAGGGUACUGAUGCUCGCCUUGUUAGCAUUGAUGUCUUACAUCUGGUGUUUUCAGCAUUUGGGUUUGUGCAUAAGAUUACAACCUUUGAGAAGACAGCUGGAUUCCAGGCUUUGGUGCAAUUUUCUGAUUCAGAAACUGCCUCUUCUGCUAAAGAUUCUCUUGAUGGUAGAAGCAUUCCCAGUUAUUUAAUUCCAGAUCUGGGACCAUGUACUCUUAAGAUUACGUAUUCUGCACACACAGAUUUGAGUGUGAAAUUCCAGAGUCACCGUAGCAGGGACUACACUAAUCCUCACCUUCCUGUCGCUCCUUCAGCUAUAGAUGCAAGUGGUCAGUUCAGCUUGGGUUUGGAUGGGAAAAAACUAGAUCCUGAGAGUAAUGUUUUACUCGCUUCCAUUGAGAACAUGCAAUAUGCCGUCACUUUGGAUGUUUUGCACACGGUCUUCUCUGCUUUUGGUCCAGUCCUAAAGAUUGCCAUGUUUGAUAAGAAUGGAGGAGUUCAGGCUUUGAUUCAGUAUCCUGAUGUUCAGACUGCUGUUGUUGCCAAGGAAUCCCUGGAAGGACACUGCAUAUACGAUGGAGGGUUUUGUAAGCUUCACAUCUCAUAUUCACGCCAUACUGAUCUCAGUAUAAAGGCUAACAACGAUCGCAGCAGAGAUUAUACAAUCCCAAAUGCUCCUAUGUCGAACUCCCAACCAUCAAUUCUAGGACAGCAACCGCAUCAAAUGAUAGGACCCAGUGCUCAUCAAUACCACGGAGCCCAGUUUGCUCCAGCUCCCGAAGUGCUUGCAGGUCCUCAUGCCUCAGCAGGAUGGGGUCCCCUUGGCCCAGCAGUACCUCAGUCCAUGCCCAUGCAGUUGCAUAAUCACCAUUAUAUGUCACCUGCAACCAUGCCUCCUGGAAUGGUCCCUGGGAUGAUGCAAUUGAAUAGCCAGAAUGGCCCCCCACAUGCAUCGAUGCCCCCUUAUCGGCCCUGAUAUCUUCUCUUGGAAUUUGUCUCCAGUAUCAGUUCUUUUUUCGGUGACAUGCAAUCCGGAAGGUGGAUGUCCUCCAACCGAAUUGCCUGCUGGUGUCGGGCAUUUUCAAAGUUCAAAUUGCUCCUUUUUUAAAAAAAGGGAGAAAUUGAAAGUGAGAUUUUCAGUGGAGGCGGCUUCAAAACUAUCUCAAGGCGUACUACAACGCUUAGAACUAUGAACAUCAUGGUAAUGUAUAUUAUCUUGAUACUUCCUGUUGUGAUUCUUGGGCUAAACACUGACCCUGCUUAGAUGAUUGUAAAUUUUAUGUUCUUUUCGCGUUUCA
This is a messenger RNA of Cornus florida, 1862 nucleotides long. Its product is annotated as polypyrimidine tract-binding protein homolog 2-like. The transcript is spliced from 11 exons. The record is from RefSeq and is a predicted model, not a curated record. Gene Ontology annotation, molecular function: mRNA binding. Gene Ontology annotation, biological process: regulation of RNA splicing. Lineage: Eukaryota; Viridiplantae; Streptophyta; Magnoliopsida; Cornales; Cornaceae. The coding region runs from base 215 to 1540 and encodes 441 amino acids. Gene Ontology annotation, cellular component: nucleus.